AUUAAUUUGGUUUUGUUAUUUUUAUUAAUCACUAAUGUGUUUUCUAAUUAAUAUUGUUUUUUGUUUUUAAAAUGAAUAAAUUGUUAGUGGCUGAGGUGUUAUUCCUCAUAUUUUUUGCUACGAUUGUUUUUAAAGCAAGUAACGUUGUUUCUCUCGAAUGCUAUGUAUGCUCAAAUCAGACUGGAAAUACUGAAAAAUGUUUAAACACGAUUAAAACUUGUGAUCCAGGACAAGAUGCUUGUCAAACGGAAAUCAGGUGGGGAAGUAUGCCUUAUUUUUCAGAAGGCGCACAAAAGCAGUAUUAUGUUUCUAAAAAGUGUUCGACAAAACAUAUAUGCCAAAAAACUAGAUCGCAUUAUAUGCGUUAUUGCACACAUAUUUGGUACGAAGAUUGGAACUGCUUUGAAUGCUGCCAGGGAGAUAGAUGUAAUUAUUAUGUCAUAAGUGCAGGAAACAAAUCUUUCAGUUACCAGCAAAUUUUAUAUUUACUUGUUAUUUUAUUUUUAUCAAAAACAAUAUUGUAAAUAAGAAAUCAAAUAUAAUUUACAACAAAUCUUAUUAUCGAUUCCGUCCAUUGGGAUAUAAGAAAA
Condylostylus longicornis is the source of this 590-nucleotide messenger RNA. RefSeq lists its product as uncharacterized. Bases 72 to 524 code for a protein of 150 amino acids. The transcript has 4 exons. NCBI's taxonomy places the organism in Eukaryota, Metazoa, Arthropoda, Insecta, Diptera, Dolichopodidae. The record is from RefSeq and is a predicted model, not a curated record.